UUUGUGUACUUGUGUUUGCCAGAGGGGAGGGGGUGUCCACUCUGACAGUCAUGUGAGAAGAGCAAAGGAUAGCAGUGGACACGCUGACAAGAUUUUAUUUUUGGGGUUGAUUUAUGAGAGAUCUCCUGGUGAAAGGCGCACAACUGGGAGGACGAGAGUGAGACAAAGAGGAGAAAGAUAAGUGUCAAUCUGUUGAGACUUGUUUGGGAAUUUGAGGAAGGAGGGGAGGUGGGGAGAGACAGCAAGAGGAAAGAGAGCAGGGAGAACUCGGGCGUAAACAUGCACUUUUCAGAAGAGUUUCUCGUCUGCGAGAAAUAAAAGGAAAAAGACAAAGGACUUUGUUUGGUCACUUAGGUAAUGUCCACACAAGGAAUGAAAUGUCAAACGUUGUCCAAUUCCCUGCUGAAACAGGAGGGAGAGAGCAGAUCUUCCCGGGAUACACCUUCAGGCUCUACAAACUAUAAUGCCAAAGGAAGCAAAUGGGCCAUCUCUACCAAUUUUGAGACUUUGUGUAACCUAACAGCUGGUUCAAGUGGAAAAAGCUCCAGAGACCCAAGUCCAAGGCGAGAGAUGACUACCUCUUUGGAACAAGAUAAAGACAAGUAUGAUAAAAGCAGGAGGCGGGAAAUGAAAAAUGAGAAAAUGGGAAGCAAAGGAGGAUACAACGACACAGAGCCGAGGAGACAUGUUGAAAGUGAAAGAAUUUCCGAUUCUCGUCUUAGAGAUGCUGAGUGGGUAGUGAGAGAAAGAAAGCCAGAAUAUGAUGCAAGCAAACAAGACAUGAAGAAAAAGAGGAAGAAGGGUGACACAUUUCCCAGAAUUAAAAAUGGAGACCGAGAUCCUGAUCCCAGAGUAAUGCCUCCUGAGAUGGAAAAAGAAAGGCGGCAUGGACAUCGACCCAAAAGAGAGGAAACACAGUUUUGGGAGGAAAAAAUUGAUAAGUAUAAGAUCAGGAUGAGGAGAAAGGAAGAUGGUAAAAGUCCAGGAAGAAGACCUACAGAAGAUGAGAGAGCACAAAAGAGGGAACUAUAUAAGAUGUCUGGGGUAGAGUUUCGGGACACAACAAGGGAGACGAUUGAUCGACAGGACAUGAGAGACAGAGUAGCAGCUAGAAGAAGAGAAGAUAUGAGACUUGACUUGGAUGAAAGGAAUGCCAGAAUGAAUUCACCACAGAGAACAGAAAGAGAGAUGUAUGGGAGGACUCAGGGAAGGACAGUUGCAAAGAGUGAAGGAGACAUUGAUGAGAGAAGAGACAAAAUGAGAGACAGAAGAGGGGAAGAGGGGGACUACAUGAGCAAAAUGCAACAUAACAGGGACAGAGAUAGACACAGUGGCAGAGGAACAGAAGCGGAAAGACCCAGAAGGAAAGAAGAGGCCACCUUUGACAGAUGCACAGAGACUGACCGGAGAAUAGCAAGACAGGUAGACAAAGAGAGAGAGAGACAAAUGGAAACUCGAAAAGACUUCAGUGGUUACAGAAGAGAAGAUGAUCAAAUCCGAAGGGAGAGGAGAGCCAGGGAAAUGCUUGAAAGGCGGGAACACGCAACGGCAGAGAGAAGGAACAGAUCCACAAGUGAUCCAGAUCCAAGGGUGCCACCGCGAGUCCAAAGCAACAGAGAGUUGACCAGCAGCAAGGAUGAUGAGAAUAUUAGAAGAGACAGAGCUUUUUAUGAGGAGAGGGGUCCAAUGACAAAUUGGGCUGCUGAAAUAGAAAGAAUCAAAGAAAUCCCCAAAAAGCAUAGAGGAGGAAACACGAGGAUUGAGCAGGAGCGGAGAAGGAUGUGGUUAGAGCCACAGAAGGACAGAAACAGUGCUGAUGAAGACAGAGAAAGGUAUAGAAGGUGGAAAGACAGAGAAAGAGAGAAAGAGAUGGAUGUCAAGUCACAGGCAGAAAGGGCAAGAGAUGUGCAACGAAUAAAAGCAGAACCAAAUGAGAGGGACUUUGACCAAAGGAGUCAUGAAGGAAGGCAUCGAGGAGCGAAUGGGAAUGAUGAGAGGACUGAAAAUGGGAGAAAAACAUUUAGAGAAGGGAAGGGACAUCUGUCCGACAGUGACGGAAGGACAGGAAGAAAGCUGCAGGGGUGUGUGGAGGGAGAGAAUGUGGUAGAUGACAACAAGGAGAGUGGCACAGAGGAAGAGGGAGGGGGUGAUUACUUAGUGCGCUCCGGUAGCGAAGGAGGAAGUGAUGCCGGCUGGAUGCAAGACAGGGACAGAAUGCUGUCAGUAGAGAACAGCUCUGGUGGAGAUGAAGAGGAUGAAAGAGAAGAGGAGGAUAAAAAUGUUUUGUGUGAGGAUCCCACUUCUGCUAGUUCCAAAAGUUUUGAAGGGGAUGAGAGGAAAGAAGACUGGGUGACGAAGAAGAAAGUGACUGAUGAGGAUGAACAAGGUAGGCAACAGAAUUCAAACAUUAUUUUCAGUGUGACUGGGCAAAGUCAUCCUCAGUCAGAAGCCACCCAGUUGUCAUUGUCAGAAAAUGACGAGGUGGGUGGAGCAGAAAUAGAUGAAGCAAAUAUGGAAAAACAUACUCAACGUAGUCAUGAUAUCACACAUGAAAAUCCUCAGCUGACAUCAAGCGAAACAGAUGAGCAGCCAGUUUUAACCAACAGAGAUAAAGAAAGCGACCACAGCACAUCAAGAUUCACCACAGAAGAUGCUAAAGAAGACGUUCAAUGCGAAGCAUCCCAAAAGCUCCAAGAUGAAGAACUCGGAGGCGGAAACAAGAGCAAAGAGGGUCCUUGUGUAAAAAUAAGACCAAUGAAAAGAGACUCACAGACUGAAAAACUCCUUAAACGUUGGAGAGAGCAAACAAAUGAGCCAAACACUUCUGAGCAAACGCGUCCCCUAUUGGAGGAUAUAAACACUGAAUCAAUGAGUCCAGAGGAAAUUGAGAGGAUUCAGAUUAGAAUGAGUAGAGUGUGGGCCACAUCCGAAGAGCCAAAACGACAUUCCCAAGCCGCUCACAUGAAAUGGGCCAAGGAUGUCAUGCGUUUGUACAUGGGCAACUCCGAGGAACAGGUGGAGGACCAAAACACAGGACCACGGGAAGAUCAAGGGGUCGCUGGAUCCGAGUACCACCAGGAACCCCAGGUGGUCUCACAAGUUAGCUUUGAACUUCCCACUGUUAUACUGACAAGAGACGAUCACUUGGCGCCGGACCUGGAGGAGGAGUUAGGAGGUAUGAGGCAAGCUGAUAUGCAGGCUGAUCAGGCCACAGCUAUGCAUGUCGUCACAAACACAUACACUCAUACUGACACACGUCCGAGCACAGCAAUGAAGGAAGACCGUGCUAAAAACCAAACCACUGAACCGUCCAGUCAGGGCCAGUUAGACGAAGCAGAUAUAGACGAGUUAAGAAAAUCGGGCACGGAUGUUUACAUAGAAGAGGAAGAGGAGUGGUAUUUAACUGGUACCAACAUGCUGUACAAGCCAAACAGCUGUCCGACACUUUAUUGUGAUUUUGAGUCUGACUUCAAAACUCCCCCUACAAAGGCUAAGAGUAAAAGUGUGGUUGAUGAAAUCAGUCAGAGCGUAGAGGAGAGGCAAACUGAUAAGGAGGUUACUGAGGCGGAGGUGGAGAAAAUGAUAGGAGAAAUGGAAGAGGAAACCGAAGAGGGAGAGACAGACGCUGAAAAGAGAGCGGUGGCUGAGACAGACGCCUGCAGCGUGGAGGAUUAUGGUCCUAAAUCUCGCUUUCGAAGAAGAGGGAUCCGUUUACCUACUAAGAGAAGAAAUGGAGAGUGUGAAAAGGUGGAAGAGGAGGAAGGUGUUGGAAGAGAUCGCAGAACCAGAGUGUUCUUUACUACAGAUAACGACGAUCAUAGUAAAAGCUGGGGAGGGAUGGAGCUGAGAAAUGUUUUGGAUGAAAUAAAAAAAUCCCAGAAGAGUCACGGUUUUUUCAAAGACACACAGCUCUACCAGCAGUACAUUGACACGACGCAGGAAUUUGAGAUCCUCCGAUCUCGCUCCGAUGUUCUCUCAACGUUUGAGGACGCCAGCCUGUCCCCUGCGCCUUCACCUCCCCCCAGCCGCAGACCUCUCCCUCCUCUACCGAGCCAGCCGCACCUUCACUCGUUGUCUCACACGGGCUCAGUCACUAGUGCCAAAAACCUGCCUCUCCCAGAACUCCCCAACACAGAACGCAGGCCUUCCUCCCCACGCCUGUCCAUCUCCCUCUCACAGUCGUCCUUACUCUGGCGGGAGUUGGAGGAUGUCCGGUACAGUCCUGACCUGGAGCUGCUCACUGAAGAUCAGAGGCGACUACAGGAGGUAAGAUUUGAGGUUGUGACCUCAGAGGCGUCCUACUGCCGAAGUUUGGACAUAGUUGUCGACCACUUUGUCAAGUCCAAGCAGCUGGGACAACUGUUGACCACUCAGGACAAGAACUGGCUUUUCUCCCGUCUGGCCGACGUCCGCACAAUCAGCCGCAGAUUUCUGUCAAUGCUGGAGCAGCGCAUGGAAUCGGACAUCAUGCGCUUUACCGUGUGUGACAUAAUUGCUGAACAUUGUCCACGCUUCAGAUGCGUCUAUGUGCCCUACCUCACGAACCAGUCGUAUCAGGAUGCCACCUACCAAAAGCUUAUGAAUGGGAAUCCAGGGUUUAAGCAGGUUGUAGAGACAUUAGAGAAGAGUCAAGUUUGCGAGCGACUUCCUCUUCGCUCCUUCCUCGUUCUCCCCUUCCAAAGAAUCACAAGAAUUAAGCUGCUUGUUCAAAAUAUCGUGAAAAGAACAACUCCUGGUACAGAGGAGGCGACGCACGCCAUCAGAGCUUUGAAACUUCUAGAGAAGAUGAUUCGUGAAAGUAAUGAGAGCAUCUCUCAGAUGAAAAACCUCGAGUCUUUAGUCGCUCUCAACUCUAAGGUCAACUUUGAGUGCAAGACUCUUCCACUGGUCAGUCAGUCUCGGAGGUUGGUGCGUGAAGGUGCCAUCACCAAGCUGUCAAAUUCUCUAAAAGAGCCCGAGAAAAGUAUUUAUUUGCAUCUCUUCAAUGACUACUUGCUUUUCUCCGUUCCAAAGGAAGGGGGGAGAUUCACGGUGAUCAACCACUAUCCUGUGACAGAGCUGUGCGCGGAGGACUGCCCUGUCAAGCUCGACACCCUGCAGAAGAACCUGUUUCGAUUGCGCACAAAGCAGAACCUCCUUUUGCUACGAGCCGACUCAGCGAGUGAUAAACUACGCUGGAUUUCAGCAAUCUCCCCGCCCCAACCUAUAGAACUUUCCUCUGUACAAGAUUGUGCACAGAUGCAGUGCAUCCGAGCUUACGUGGCCCAGCAGCCAGAUGAGCUGUCUUUAGAAAAAGCUGAUGUUAUUCUGGUGCACCAGGACUGCGACAACUGGGUAGAAGGGACCAAACUGUCCGACCUACAUCGUGGAUGGAUGCCCAAGUCGCAUUUGGAAGCCAUCGUCAACCCUAAAGUCAGAAAACGCAACCUAUCAGAUGCCCUCAAAGUGACUAAUGCCACCGCUACUGCCUGAGCUGUACGCUGACACCCUGAAUGUAUUAUAAAGUAGUUUAUCUGCUUUGUACCUUGAACAAUAAAUAUUCUGACAUUUUGCUGAUAAGUUGCUGACAUGAGUGCAGCAGCUUAAAAACACCUAAAAACAACUUUAUGUCUAGAAUAAAGUCUCACUGUGUUCCCAAAUUGAACAAAGUAUUUAUGCAGAACAAUGCAUAGAUUUGUAUGACAGCCAUUCUCAGUUAAUAUCCAUUUUUGUAUGACUACUAACAGCAGAUGCAAUGCAUAUAUUUUCUGCACAUCAGUGUUCUCAGAGUGCAUUGGUGUUUUUAAUGCAAUUGUUUAAAAUAAUUGUCUUUCUACAAUUUUAGUUUAAAAAACACUUUUGUUCAUGGAAAAAAAAUUUUGGGGGGGAAAUUGCCUGUUGAGCUCCUGCAUGCAUAAAAUGUAACACAAGUCUUUAUAACGAUUCAGUGAUCUGUUUAAUUUUUGUUUUUCUUUGGUUUAAACCUUUACAUUCAGUGCAUUAUUUUUGUAUGACUUGUCUGUCGCUGCUGUAAUAAGUCAGUAUCCCCUACUGGGGAUCAAUUAAGUCUAUGUUGUCUGAUCUACCACGUGUACAGCUUCAUAAAGAAAAUAAACAUUUCAAUAAAAGGAUUGAUGGAACAGAA
This is a messenger RNA of Nothobranchius furzeri (turquoise killifish), 6124 nucleotides long. It is a transcript of the gene arhgef5, whose product is annotated as Rho guanine nucleotide exchange factor (GEF) 5. Gene Ontology annotation, molecular function: guanyl-nucleotide exchange factor activity; protein binding. Gene Ontology annotation, biological process: activation of GTPase activity; intracellular signal transduction. Gene Ontology annotation, cellular component: cytoplasm; nucleus. Lineage: Eukaryota; Metazoa; Chordata; Actinopteri; Cyprinodontiformes; Nothobranchiidae. The record is from RefSeq and is a predicted model, not a curated record.